CUGUCAACGGAGAAACAUACGUGGGAAAAUUGACACCUGCAAGGGCAGGAUGAGUAUUAUCUAGACCCUAGCACCAAUAAAGCACGAGCGAUAUAUGUGGACCCUGCUUAUCUUGAAUGACCGAGACACUGGAAAGAUCUUUGUUGUGUGGACCAUCCUGGUCCCUUCACUCAGUAGUAGCGCUGUGCGUGAGAAUUAGGUAAAUGUUCACUCUUAUUUAGACUUGUUCCGGUACACGUCAAGUGUCAAGUGAACUAUGGCUACCUGUGUGUCAGUCUAGUGCCUGGUUUCAGUGGAUGUCCUUAUGAAGGUGUGGACAGGAUUAUCAGGAUGACGAAUGACGGCAGUAGAGAGCCAUGGAAUACGACUGACAUGGGGAACGUGACUUCCACUGGGGAGACCAGUCCGCUGAAAGUGGCGACAACAGUGGUACUGACGACAAGCCUUAUCAUCAUAAUGUUGGGCGUCGGAGCCUGCAUCCAGCUCAAAGAAUUAUGGGCUCAUCUGAGACGGCCAUACGGCAUCCUCAUCGGGGCGGCGUCACAAUUUAUCGUGCUGCCUCUGACGGCGUUCGGACUGGGCCAUGCUCUGCAGCUGCCUCCACGGCAGGCGAUAGGGAUGCUGAUCAUGAGCUGUUGCCCGGGUGGAUCCACCUCUAACAUGUUCACGUUGUGGGUGGAUGGAGACGUGCCCCUCAGCCUGACAAUGACCACAGUGAACACGGUUUUGUCAGCCGGAUUUCUGCCACUCAAUCUUCUCAUCUAUAGCCGUUCUUGGACAGACAAGAUAGCAGUUAUCCCUUAUGGCAAUCUAGCACAGGCGUUUGCCAUGAUGCUGAUACCGGCAGUCGUAGGUAUAGCAGUGCGUCACUGGAGACCAAGGGUUGCCGUGUACAUGAUAAAGAUAGGCAGCGCAGCUGGGGCAGUGUCAGUUGUAGCGGCCAUGACACUCAUCAGCCUGCUCUACCCUUUCAUGUACAACUCCUCCUGGAGGAUAUACUUUGCAGUUGUCAUCCUACCAUUCAUCAGUUUUGGGUUCGGGUACGUCACUGCCUUCAUCUUCAGGAUGCCACAUCAUCGGUGUAGAACUGUUGCCAUGGAGACUGGAAUACAAAAUUUUCCGUUUUGCAUGACCCUACUGACCUUGACAUUCAACAAGUCAGAAAUGGGUGAAUUGUCCCUGUAUCCUCUGUUAUUUGGUGUGUUUAUUCUAGUGGACUCAGUAAUCGUGACUUCAAUGUAUAGGGCUGGCGUCCUCAUACACAGUGUGGUGUCAAAGCAGGAGGAGUUUACCCCUGUGUCCACAGACAGCAUUGAACACCAGCCAGAUGACUUAAAACAGUCUUGUUAACAUUCGAGAUGUAGAUAUUGGCUCAACAUCCAUUUUGUUUGAUACAACAAAACUGCUCUCUACAUUAUUUCAGUAGCGACUAGUGCAUUUAGGUAAGAUCAAUUUCAUACAGCUUUCGUUAGGGCUGAAAAUACACUUUGUUAAGACAGGAUACAUAUAUAUCCAUAUUAAGAUUGCGAUAUGACACAAGAAGCGAUACAUACAAAACUCACAACUGGGCUGUACAGUUAAAUCACCCACCCUACAGCCCAGACUUAGCCCCCAGUGACUAUUUCCUGUUCCGGCAAAUGAAAUCUGCCCUACGUGGAAGAGGCUUCCAGGAUG
Molecule: messenger RNA, 1674 nt
Organism: Haliotis rufescens (red abalone)
Lineage: Eukaryota; Metazoa; Mollusca; Gastropoda; Lepetellida; Haliotidae
Product: ileal sodium/bile acid cotransporter-like
Exons: 4
Coding region: 331-1350 (339 amino acids)
Biological process (GO): bile acid and bile salt transport
Cellular component (GO): membrane
Molecular function (GO): bile acid:sodium symporter activity
Source: RefSeq, a predicted model, not a curated record